Messenger RNA from Meriones unguiculatus (Mongolian gerbil), 3232 nucleotides. RefSeq names its product BAALC binder of MAP3K1 and KLF4 (gene Baalc). Bases 892 to 1056 code for a protein of 54 amino acids. Gene Ontology annotation, cellular component: cytoplasm. The record is from RefSeq and is a predicted model, not a curated record. Lineage: Eukaryota; Metazoa; Chordata; Mammalia; Rodentia; Muridae. The transcript is spliced from 2 exons.
GCCCCAGGCUGGGCCACCCAUCCCAAGUAGCCUAUGCCCUUUGCCUCAGAGGCUGAAGGGAGGUCACAGGGGAGGAGAGGCCAACCCAGGCCUUGUCUGGAGUCGCCUUGUCUAUGCCCUUUCUGACUUACAGACUGGGAGCACCUGCCUCAGGGAUCCCGCCAGAGACUGUGCUCCUCCGUCUGAACCGUGGUCACCACAAAAUGCUGCUUUACUAUUUUUCAGGGAGCAUCGGAGUCCUCGCUGGUGCGCGGCUGGUCCUGGUGUCUGAAAUCAUGGGCCCUGCUUCCUGCGCUGUAAGCAGGCACUGACUCCAACUCAACCUGCGGUGACAGCACUGUCCCCCUAUUUUCUAGUGUUAUUCAUCCAUUGCUUUUAGAACAAGUGGUCAGGAAACUUGGGCUGCUUUCUGUUAGCUUCAGACCUAUCCAGAACGGAAAGAUGGUUUCACAGAAGGAUGGGUAGAGGGAUGACUGGAUCAGUGGGUGGGUGCAUGGGUGGACAGAUGAUGGAUGGAUGGAUGGGAGCCUAGGAGGUCGACUGAAGAUGGAGGAGGGACCCCUUUCCCCCUUCCCACCACCUGUCUGCUACCCCGCAGCGCAGCCUCCCCCAGAGCCCUGAAGGAGGGACUGGUGGCGAGGCGGUGGGAGAGGGGAGCUGGGGAAGGAGAGUGGAGAGGAGGAGGGCCUUGGAGGCGAAGAGGAGGGGCGGCGGGCUCCCGGGGAGCCUGGGGCUGGCGCGGCUCGGCUCGGCGGUUAGGGGACCGAUGUCGCUGCCGCCGCCUCCUCCUCUUCGCGGGCCGGAGCUGCGUCUCCCCGGCUGAGCCGCAGCCGCAGCCGCAGCCGCAGCCUCAACCCGAGCGGCCACCGGGCUCGCCCGCCACACGGGAGGAUGGGCUGCGGCGGGAGCCGGGCCGACGCCAUCGAGCCGCGCUACUACGAGAGCUGGACCCGGGAGACCGAGUCCACCUGGCUCACCUACACCGACUCGGACGCGCUGCCCAGCGCCGCGGCCGCGGACAGCGGCCCCGAGGCCGGCGGCCUGCACGCGGGCUAAAAGGGAUGCUAAGCGGAUGUCUGCCAGAGAAGUCUCUAUUAAUGUUACAGAGAACAUCCGACAGAUGGACAGAAGUAAAAGAAUCGCAAAAAACUGCAUCAAUUAGCAGUGCCUGGAUGUAGAAGCAGAUGAACUUCUUUGUGGAGUCCAGUCAAAGAAUCCUGAGGAAGUGGGUGCCACUUGCUAAUCCUGGAUGCCUCUGUGCAUCUUGAGAGAUGGCUUGACCCGGCAACACACCUAAGCUGUGAGGACCUUCUUAGCUUCCUGUUUAUCACAUACAGAAAAUGUAUUGAAAAGUCCUGAAAUGUUCACGGAUUGCCGAACUACGGUUUGUCUGUUUUUUCCCUCUGCAGCUUCUGUAGCAUGGUCUGCUGUGGCCGUGGCGAGUGGUUACAUGGGUCAGUGAAUGACACAGAAAGGCAGGCGUGGUAGAUUUGCUGGAACAAGGAUCACACAUCAGUGUAAGGCUUUCACAGGAAAGCCCACUCUUCCCUCCUUUCUUUUCAAACACAGCCAUCACAAUCUUUACUGUUUUCACUGAAGAGAUGGCUCCCACCCAGCCCUAGACCCAGAAAUAUAAGAACCGGAGGAACAUAAAAACUCGGAGUAAGAUAGAUCAGUGCCAGCGUCACAGGCUAACUCCACCAGAGCCUCUGGAGUAUCCUUGAGGGGUGUCUGUGACACACGCAGACAUGUUCCUCUUCUUCUCGGAAAGACCUCCCAGGCUGGCCUCCAGACACUGACUCCAGAACGAAUGUCUCAUGUCUGUGGCAUUGAUCCUAUCUGCAACUCCCUUUGGGACCUAGCUUUGUGGUUUGAUUUUGUUUUUGUUUUUGUUUUUCGUAGCUUUCUAGUUUCUUUUUAUUCUUGUGGCCUUUGAACCUCCAGUCAGGUAAUUUGCAAUUGUAAUCAACUGGACACCACUCACAGGAGGGAAGUGACCUCAGAACGCGUGACGGCACAUGUGAUGUCCCUUUGGCCUUGCUGUACACAGCCCCAAGGACUAUGCUAUUUUGGUAUCUGCAGAGUAAUUAGUUUAGAAAGGCAGAACCCAGUUGCUGUGUAUUCAUGUUGACAUUAGACUGACAAGGCACUGGAUUGGAAAACAGACAGCCAGCACAGUAAAAUGAUGUUCUGAUAGGAAUCUUCUAGCAUUUUUAAACACAUCUUCUUGCAAAGUAUAACGUAGCAUGAAUCUGAAAGGGCUGCCUGCGUGCUCGGGCUUAGGAAAAGUAGAGUCCAGGUUGUGCCAAACUACCAACAAACUCCGUAUUUAGCAGCAAUAGCAGUCUGAUGACAUAUGACUCAGUCCAAGAGAAGUGACGUAAGCAGGCUUAAAUGCAGAUGCUCGCCCCUUUUUCAGAAAUUAUUUCUCCAACACAAGUAGAACUGUGGACUGUGUAUUUGUUAGUAUUAAACAUUCACUGCCAACCUUGUGCCGGCUAUGGUAACAGCCGGGCGGGAUGUGGAGUCUGGCCAGUCACGGCUGUACCUUCUGACUCCACAGGGCGCCUGAUUCUCAGGAGACUGACGUGGGCCCUCUGGCACAGGGCCAAUUAUUGCAGUGGACUCUCUCUUUUAGGUUAAAGGUAGCGCUCUGUUAAUCACAGAUGUAUGCAUUCGCCUGAUCACUCCUCGCCACGCACACCAGUUUCCCCAAACCUCUCGUCUUGACUCCUUGUCAAAGGGCUUUUAGGGGACUUCAUGUUCUGACAACUUAACUAAUAAAACAAAAGCAAGCCCGGUGACUCCUGUGUCCUCAGUGGCUUCACUCGGCAGGAGUUCUGCCGCAAGGCUGGCAGCCUCCGAUCCUGUGAGUCAAGGGCUUGCUCUCCUGGGCAUGCGCGCUGUGUUGACAUGCUGCUUCCCCAGUUGAUGCGCUAGCAGCCACGCAAGGCCUGACUCUCUUCCCAGCUCUGCGUUUGCCUCAGUUCACUGAUGCACGUUGUUUGGAAUUUACCAUCUGGAGAAGCUGUCUCUGAAUAGACAGCAACACAUUCUCACUUUGAGAAGAGAGGGAACGGAGGAAAGGCCUGUGAUCCAGUCACACCAUUGAAAUUUCCAUCUGGCAACUUUUAAAUGUGUGUUUAAGGCGGGAAUGGAUUCUUACUCUCCUAUCGGGAUAACACUUUCCAUUUCGGAGUUUGAGUCAAUAAAGUCAUUAAUUUCAAACAUA